AUGUGCCGCACUGCCUCGUGCUUCAAACUCCCAACCGCCGCUCAAGCAGGAAAAUCGCUCAACAGCCUCGGGAUCAUCGGCCGACCACAGGAACGGCAGUUCAAGCGACAGCGGCGGGCUGGCUCCGACGCGACCCGCGCGGAAUUUGCGAUGCAGCAGAUGCUCACCAGCCGCGAAAAACGCUCGAUAGAGCGGGGUUGGAGAAGGAGAGACAGAAAGCUUCGAAAGGCCUUCGAUCAACGUGGAGCCUACCUCGGCGGCCGGAUCAAAGACUUGACGGCAAACGUUGCAGCCAACGAGCAACACAUCAAGCGUCUCCAGGACGCCCUCCGGACUGGCCACCUACCCACAGCCUUCUCCUCCCCCUCCCCCUCCCUUCCGUGGAGGACGAUAAUCCGGUUGUGGCAGCAAGCGUACUCAUCGUUGGAGGUGCUGAAAGAGGAGCGGGAGCGCGACGUCAAGCAGCUGGAGCUCACGCGGAAGGCGAACGAGGUUUUGUCCGGCUGCAAGCAUGCAACGGAUGCCGCCGUGAAGGAAGCCGAUGCCGAACGGUUUGACCUGCUCAACGAGGCGUCGUUGGUUCGGCACGAGGCUUCGCUCCUGCGGAUGGCGGCAAAGGUAGCAGGUUCUAGUCCGCAGGCUUAUGCGCCAUCAACGAUCCUGAGGUGGCUCAGAGACUUUCGGAAGGAAGGUGGUUUCAGGCGGGAUGCACGGGGUGCGCACGAGCCGGACUGGAUCAUGUCAGAGGAGGAUCUGAAGAGUGCGUUGCUGGCGUGGAUGAUAUCACAACCGCGUUUCACCAUCAAGGACGUCUGCAAGUACAUCAACGGGCCUCUGCUCCAAGACGACAAGGAGGAUCUUUCCAGGCUCCAUGCGUACCAGGUGAACCUUCCGGUUUCGAUGUCCACGACGCACUCGUGGAUGAUAAGGUUGGGUUGCAGGUACGAGCGGGCCACCAAGUCGUUCUACACGGACACCCACGAGAAGAAGGAGGUAGUCGAGUACCGCGGCGAGUACAUAGAGAAGAGACGCAAGAUGGCGCUGCGUCAACCCUUGUGGGUACGAGUGCAACGAGCCGCUCUCAAGCAGGAGGAGGUGGACCGACUCGACAGCCUUAAGUCGCGAGGCCCGGAAGGAGAUUUCUACGCAGAGGUGUACGACUGCAAGAUCGAUGGACAAGACUGCAUCGAAUUCCACGUAGAUCUCCUGCGCGACGACGGCUCCGUCGAUAACUUCGACAAGCUCCGCGCCGCACUUGGUCCAGAGGGUGGGGACUACAGCGUUCGCUUCGAUCAGGCCGCUGCUGCCCAGUGCGAGCAUUUCCACCCCCCGAACAAGUGCAGAUGCGGCAAGAAGGUGCACCACAUCGGGCAGGACGAGAGUGCCUACAAGGCGUAUGCACGCGAGGGCAAAGAGUGGGUGAUUCGAGGGGUGCGCGGACUGCGGAAAAAGACGGAGGGGCCGGGGGAAAUGGUGUCUGGUUUUCAGGACGAAAGACACGGUUUCGGCUUACCUAUUUCGGAUGCCGACCUGGCGGCGGUGAACGCCAAACGCGAUGAGGAGGGGAACGGCAAAAAAACCCUGACGCGAAGCCCUGGACUCCGGUUUCUUGAAUACGGAAAAGGCAAGGAUGGGUACUGGGGCUACGACCAGUUCGAAGAACAGGUCGAAGACGUGAUGGACGUCUUGGAGCACAUCGAUCCCGACAUGCAAAUAGUGUUCGAGGUCGACCACUCGUCGGGCCAUGGGAAGCAGCGAGAGGAUGGUUUGCAUGUAUCGAACAUGAACGUCAAGUAUGGGGGGAAGCAAAAGGUGUUGCGGGAUUCGGUCAUGACGGAGGAGUGCUUGGGUCCGGAGGAGGCGAAAAUGUAUUUCGCCAACGGCAGGUGGAGCACGAAGUUCAGCGAGGGGGCAGUGUGUGUUGACCAGAAGCUGACGGUGGGCCAGACUCAGACUAGCACUUUCGCGGUAGGUGCGCCUCCUCCGUUUUUCGAAUGGGAUGCUCCGCGCAAAGACAAGAAGAACGCGAAGGGGAAGGUCAAGGAAGGGUACGAGGGGAAAGCGAAAGGGGUCAGGCAGUACCUGUGGGAGCGUGGGUGGUGGAAGGACGGCAUGUCAACAGGGGCGGGAGUCAGUGACGAUAUGCACGUGGAAAAGGUUCUGCAAGCCUUGCCUGACUUUAAGAAUGAGAGGACAGCCCUGCAGCACCUGGUAGAGAGUAGGGGACACAUUCUUUUGUCGUCUCCGAAGUGUCACCCGGAGGUAGCGGGGGUAGGGAUCGAGUACUCGUGGGGGUUUUCCAAGCAGAAGUUUCGGCGGAAGAUCAAUGAUGAGGUCCCGAAGCAUUUGCACGACAACAUCAAAAAGUCGCUGUGCAUAGACAAGUACUUGACAAUCGGUCGGGUGCGGCGCUUUGCCCGGCGAACACGAGACUACUGCCGGGCUUACCGCGAGAUUGCGCUUCGCGGGGUAGUCCUCAGGAACAAGGAGUUCAUCGAGAAGAUGCGCAAGAUCCAAAAGGCCCACCGCAACAUUUUGGACAUGAAAACUAGUUUUCUUGGCGACCAGUAACAACGUCGGCCGGCCGAUGGCGAGGGGGGGGGGGUUCGAGUUGUGUGUGCAUGCCUUGUUUUAUUCUGUGAGAGAAGCGGGUGUUGUGUGAGUUGCUGUAUAUAUAUUGUCGUUGUAGAUUGUAGUCGGUGGCAUGUACUUGUACAUUGGAUUUUUUUGCUGCGAGAUAAACGGGUGUGGUGGGGGUGUGUGUUAAAUGAGUCGGUUUCAAGCUGUAGUUUGCAUCAUUUUUUUCUGUUAGAUUGACCGGUGCGAGAAGUUGUGUGUGUGUGUUGUUGAGUCUGUCAGUUUGAAUGUUGUUUUUAGAUAAGCGGGUGUUUUUAACCGCUGUCAAUCAACGAACGAAAGUGUUUUUUUUAUGUACAAAGAAACGUCAACUUUUGUGCGAUUUGUGCAAAACAUUUGUCAUGCGUUUUUGGAGCGCUUACCUUCAGAUUACAACCUCUUGCAUGUAUGUGUGUCACGUCAUUACGAUCGAUAAGCACCCACACCUACCUGUCCAACCAAAGGGGUACAGUCAGCAUCUGUGCGCCUCUUGCCAUCAGGCCCUUUUCGCGCCCCUUUGCUCGCGCUGUAAGGCCUUCAUUUUCCUACACAAUUUCCGCCCCUGCACCCAGGUAUCGAGGUCAUGACGCAAUUUGCUAUUUCCGAGCCGGUUUUUACGAAUUGGAACCUGAAAUUUAG
Molecule: messenger RNA, 3255 nt
Organism: Ectocarpus sp. CCAP 1310/34
Lineage: Eukaryota; Phaeophyceae; Ectocarpales; Ectocarpaceae
Source: the annotation of a GenBank genome assembly